Molecule: messenger RNA, 3351 nt
Organism: Colletotrichum orchidophilum
Lineage: Eukaryota; Fungi; Ascomycota; Sordariomycetes; Glomerellales; Glomerellaceae
Product: cytochrome P450
Exons: 8
Coding region: 1-3351 (1116 amino acids)
Cellular component (GO): cytosol
Molecular function (GO): FMN binding; NADPH-hemoprotein reductase activity; iron ion binding
Source: RefSeq, a predicted model, not a curated record
AUGUCGUCCAUCUCGAGCUCUAAGUCAUCAGAAAGUCUCCGGAAGUUUGAAAAGAGGAAACGAGUUUUCACCCUAUCGCGGAGGUCUUCCAGAAAAGCCGUUGACAUGCCGGACAACGUUAUCGAGAUCCCGGAGCCGCCCCGGAUUCCCGUAUUAGGACACGUGACAGAGAUCGACCAGGACUACCCUCUAGGUUCCUUCGUGCAUCUGGCAAACAAAUAUGGUUCUAUCUACAGGCUUGAUAUUCUUGGUCAAAAGCUGGUGUUUGUCAACAACCAUGAACUGGUCAACGAGUGCUGCGAUGACAACAGGUUCAAAAAGUCAAUAGAAGGGGAACUCACCGAGCUACGCGAGGCAGUGCACGAUGGUCUAUUCACAUCCAAAGGCGUCGAGGAAGAGAAUUGGGGUGUUGCUCACAGAGUGUUGAUGUCUGCUUUUGGCCCACUUGCCAUCAGGGGCAUGUUUGAUGACAUGCACGACCUCGCCGCCCAACUUGCCCUCAAGUGGGCGCGUCACGGAUCUUCCACCCCCAUUCAUAUUGGCGAAGACAUGACGAGGCUCACCAUGGACACAGUCGCUCUUUGCUCAAUGGGAUACAGAUUCAACUCCUACUACCGCGAGGACACGCACCCCUUCAUCACAGCAAUGUACGCCGUCAUGAAAGAAGCCGGCGACAAGUCAUUGCGCGUGCUGCCUCAUGUCUUUUACAAGAAGGAAGAUCGCAAAAACAAGGCGAAUAUCAGCUACCUCAGAUCCAUCGCGAGGGAGGUUCUCGAGGCUAGGAAAAAAGAACCGGAAGGCGCCAACAGCCGAAAGGACUUGUUGACGGCGAUGAUCAAUACCGUUGACCCUGUUACGGGGCGUAAGAUGACGGAUGAGAGUAUUAUUGACAACUUGAUCACUUUCCUUGUGGCUGGCCACGAGACGACUGCUGCUACCUUCACCUUCACCAUGUACUGGUUGCUGAAGCGGCCUGAAGUAUACCGGAAAGUACAAGAAGAGGUUGAUAACACGGCGAGUGACGGGCCUCUCAAGGUGGAACAUGUCGCCAAGUUGAAGUACUUGACUGCGGUCAUAAGAGAAGUUCUCCGGCAUAGCGCUCCCAUCUUUGGCUUCGGCAGAGAGGCCAUCAAGGAUGAGAUCAUUGGUGGCAAGUACCGUGUCAAGCCAGGAGAGCAGAUCCUCUGUUUCUUGACCAAGUCCCAUCUUGAUCCCAAGGUGUUCGGAGACGACGCAGAAGAGUUCCGGCCCGAGAGGAUGCUGGACGAAAACUUCAAUCGUCUCAUGAAGGAGUUCCCCAACUGCUGGAGCCCCUUCGGCACCGGCAUGCGUGGGUGUAUCGGUAGGGCAUUUGCCUGGCAAGAGAUGGUACUCGCCCUCGCUCUGCUGAUGCAGAACUUCAACUUCGUUAUGCACGACCCCAACUACGACUUGAAAGUCUCGCAAACGCUCACAAUCAAGCCCAAAGACUUUUAUAUCCGGGCCAUUCUGAGAGAGGGGUUGACGCCGUCGAUGCUCGAAGCUCGGAUGGCCGGGUCUCUGACCGGGGGGGUGCCUGCCCAGCCGAAGCCCAAAGCUCACGAAGCUACCAAUGGGACAGGAGCCGGAAACGGCUCUGCCAAGAAGGCGAAUCUGGCAAUAUUUUAUGGUUCGAACUCUGGCACCUGCGAGUUCAUGGCUCAGAGACUUGCUAGCGACGCUGCGUCGCAUGGCUUCACCGCGACAGUUGACUCACUCGACGCCGCGCGCGAGUCUCUCCCGACAGAUCGCCCCGUCGUCAUUGUAACGUCUUCUUACGAUGGGCAACCGCCUCAUAACGCUGCGCUCUUUGUCGAUUGGAUGGCGAACCUCAAGGGCAAGGAACUUGAGAACGUGUCAUAUGCUGUUUACGGCUGCGGCCAUGCUGAUUGGGUAAAAACGCAUCAACGAGUCCCUAAGCUCGUUGACUCUACGCUCGAGGCACGUGGAGCCCGUCGAAUCACUCCGCUUGCCACGACGGAUGCCAAGGACCGAGACAUGUUUUCCGACUUUGAGGGCUGGGAGGAUGAGACUUUGUGGCCCGCUCUCAUCAAGGCGUUUGGAGGACAGUCCGAAGGAGACGACAGCAGCAUCGCCGAGGCCGGUCUGUCAGUGUCUUUCUCCACCCCUAGGACUUCUACCCUCCGACAGGACGUGAGAGACGCGCUCGUGUUGGAAGCUCGCACUCUUGCCCACGGUUACCUGGGGCCGGUCAAGAGACACAUUGAAGUGCAGCUUCCCACGAACAUGCGAUACACCGCUGGCGACUACAUGGCCGUGCUCCCUCACAACCCCAAAGACAGGGUCGCUAGAGUGAUGCGCCGCUUCCACCUUUCCUGGGACUCGCAUAUUACCAUCCAGGCUUCAGGGCCUACGACGUUGCCGACCAACGUCAGUAGUCCUGUCUCUGAUGUUCUGAGCUCUUACGUUGAGCUGUGUCAGACAGCUUCAAAAAGGAAUAUCUCGACUCUAUCACAACUUGCCAAGGAGAGAGAAGUGAGCCGCAUGCUUCAGUUCCUGGCCACUGACGGCUACGAAACCAAUAUCAAGGCAAAGCGGCUCUCGGUUCUCGAUAUUGCUGAACAGUUCCCUUCCCUGACCAUCCCUUUCAACCUUUUCCUUCUCAUGCUCCCUCCUAUGCGAGUCCGUCAAUAUUCGAUUUCAUCAUCACCUCUGGUAGAACCUGGUGUCGCUACCAUUACAUACGGUGUUCUCGAUGAACCCGCCUUGUCAGGACAGGGCCGGUAUGUCGGCGUCACUUCCUCUUACCUUUCUACCUUGACUGCUGGCGACCGUCUACAAGUCGCCAUCCGUUCUUCGCAGGGCGGCUUCAAGCUCCCGGUGGACAUGGAUAAAACCCCUCUUCUGUGCGUAGCGGCCGGGACUGGCCUGGCACCGUUCCGCGCUUUCGUCCAAGAACGUGCGACCCUCCUCAGCAACGGCCGCUCCCUCGCACCGGCCAUCCUGUUCUUUGGGUGCCGCGAUCCCACUGCUGAUGAUCUUUACCGCGAGGAGUUUGACAAGUGGGAGGCCGCCGGCGCCGUGAAGAUGUACCGAGCGUACAGCCGCAAGCCCGAAGCGUCCAACGGAUCCAAGUAUGUACAAGAACGCAUUUGGCAGGAGCGCGAGAUGCUGUACGGCCUGUGGGAUCAAGGGGCGAGGGUCUAUGUGUGUGGCUCCAACAAGGUGGCUGAAGGUGUGAAGGAUGUUCUGCUCAAUGCCGCUAGGGAGAAGAGUGAACUGGACGAUGGAAAGGCGAUGAACGAUGAAGAGUUGGAGGAGUGGUUCAGUAGCAUUCGCAACGAGCGUUAUGCGACUGAUGUAUUUGACUGA